AUGUCCAACCCAUCUUUAGUGUUAAACAAAAUUGACGAUAUCUCGUUUGAAACCUACGAGCUGCCUGUCAUCUCCGACCCACAUGAAGUUAUUGUCGAAGUCAAAAAGACCGGUAUCUGUGGUUCAGACAUUCAUUACUAUGCUCAUGGUAAAAUAGGUCCAUUCGUCUUGACCAAACCAAUGGUAUUGGGCCAUGAAUCUUCUGGUGUGGUUUCAAAAGUCGGGGAAAAAGUCACCACUUUGAAAGUUGGUGACAAUGUUGCAAUUGAACCUGGUGUGCCAUCCAGAUUAAGCGAUGAGUACAAAAGUGGUCAUUAUAAUUUAUGCCCACACAUGUGCUUUGCAGCCACUCCAAAUUCCACUGAAGGUGAACCUAACCCUCCUGGAACUUUAUGUAGAUACUACAAGUGCCCAGAAGACUUCUUGGUAAAGUUACCUGACCAUGUUUCCCUAGAAUUGGGUGCUUUAGUAGAACCAUUGACAGUUGGAGUUCAUGCUUCCAAAUUAGCCAAAAUUACAUUGGGAGACAAAGUGGUCGUUUUCGGUGCUGGUCCUGUUGGUUUAUUAGCUGCUGCCGCUGCAAAGUCAUUCGGUGCUACUGCGAUCAUUAUUGUUGAUAUUUUCGACGCAAAGUUGGAAAUGGCAAAGAAGAUCGGAGUUGCAACUCACAGUUUCAACUCCAAGACCGAAGGUAAUUUUGAGAAAUUAUUGGCCAAGUUCGACAACGUAAAACCUACAGUUGUUUUGGAAUGUACAGGAGCUGCACCAUGUAUCAAUAUGGGAGUUCAAGUAUUGCUGGCCGGAGGUAGAUUUGUUCAAAUUGGUAAUGCGCCAGGACCAGUCUCGUUUCCAAUUACAGAGUUUGCUACAAAAGAAUUAACUUUAUAUGGCUCAUUUAGAUACGGUUACGAUGACUACAAAUCGAGUGUUACUAUUUUGGACAGAAAUUAUGCUAAGGGUAAGGAAAAUGCACCAAUUGACUUUGAACUGUUGAUCACCCAUAGAUUUAAGUUCCAAGAUGCUGUUAAGGCGUAUGAUUUAGUGAGAGGAGGCAAUGGGUGUGUGAAGUGCAUCAUCGAUGGACCUGAAAAUUAG
Molecule: messenger RNA, 1095 nt
Organism: Dujonia railenensis
Lineage: Eukaryota; Fungi; Ascomycota; Pichiomycetes; Serinales; Debaryomycetaceae
Source: the annotation of a GenBank genome assembly